Molecule: messenger RNA, 1100 nt
Organism: Panicum virgatum (switchgrass)
Lineage: Eukaryota; Viridiplantae; Streptophyta; Magnoliopsida; Poales; Poaceae
Exons: 3
Coding region: 534-1061 (175 amino acids)
Source: RefSeq, a predicted model, not a curated record
GCGGCAUGGUCAAGAACAAGCGUGGAAACAUCGCGAACGCGAAGGAACGUGUAGAGCAUGAGCACCAGUGGCUCACCUAAGGUCGAUUUGAGCUGCUGGGCGAAGAGAACGGGGACCGGAGGUAGGAGUUCGACGGCGGAGUGGAGCUCGGGCGGCUUUAAUGGCUGGCGGCCGGAAAAGCUUCGGUUCCCGGCGAUUUGGUCGAUGAGGCUCGCGAAGGAGGGGUCGAGGAGGAAGCUAGGAAGGUUGUCGAGCUUUGGUUGCGGUGGAUUUGAAAUGCGGAGCUCGCGGAUUUGGCCGACGAGCACGAACUGCUCAGACGCCGUCCAUGGUGAGCAGAGGAAGGAGAAGGAGAUCAAGGCGAGGCGCAAGAGAGAAGUGAGGCAGCUGGCGAGCUCGGGAGAGGGGCGUGGUCGACUUGGCGACGCCACCGACGGCCGGGAAACCGGGAUCGGCCUCCACGACGACACGCACGGCGGUGGGAGGCUUCGGGAGAGCUCGGGCGCCAUUACUGCGACGUGCAGCACAGGAAGAUGGGAGGUGGGUGUAUGACAGCUAUGGAGGCUCUGGACAUGGGUGGAGCGAAGAACAAAUGCGAGGCCAUCAGGGUUCAAGACUCGGGGGGCAUCGCAGCUGGCAGCACAGCGCUCGGCUUUGCCACUAAUAAAAAAUACCAAUAUAAUUUAAACGUUGGGUUUCGUUCUGGUCCCUUCUACAGCAUGGUGCCUAGCUCUAGCUCCACCGCUGUUGAACAUUUCAGAUACGACUAUGGCUAUGGAGCUUUUAAUCCCACCGGUUUAGGAUUUGGGAACCCGCACGACUUUGACAAGCGGAAGACCCAAUACCAGCAGCACAUCAGCGGUGGCGUGAUGAGAUGUGCGCUCGGCAACCAGGACCCCCGGCCACAGAUGGCGGGCCAACAAUUAAUUAAAUGUCAUGACAAGUUUAAUCUACUAUUUUUUCUACCUAAAAAGAAGGAAAUUCAGUCUACCUCUUGCGUGAGUCUGCCUCAUGCGCUCUGUGGUUCUGCCUCCCCUCCCUGCGCGUCUCCCCAGGGUUAACCAUUUCGUUUUCCGGUCAAAUCCCGGUGUUUAGCGGAA